Messenger RNA from Bufo gargarizans (Asiatic toad), 2324 nucleotides. It is a transcript of the gene PTEN, whose product is annotated as phosphatase and tensin homolog. Gene Ontology annotation, cellular component: cytosol; cell projection; plasma membrane. NCBI's taxonomy places the organism in Eukaryota, Metazoa, Chordata, Amphibia, Anura, Bufonidae. The record is from RefSeq and is a predicted model, not a curated record. Gene Ontology annotation, molecular function: protein tyrosine phosphatase activity; phosphatidylinositol-3,4-bisphosphate 3-phosphatase activity; inositol-1,3,4,5-tetrakisphosphate 3-phosphatase activity. The coding region runs from base 757 to 1968 and encodes 403 amino acids. The transcript is spliced from 9 exons. Gene Ontology annotation, biological process: regulation of phosphatidylinositol 3-kinase/protein kinase B signal transduction; phosphatidylinositol 3-kinase/protein kinase B signal transduction; negative regulation of cell population proliferation.
AAGGUACGAUGGAGCCGCUGUGCGUUAAUACCAGCCACGGCUGUCACCUUAUGAGAACGGCUUGAGAAGGAAAAAAAAUAAAAAUAAAAAAAAUCCGCUGACGGAUGAUGUGGCGCGGUGAACUAUAUCGUGCGAAGGCGGAGUGAUUCGAGUAGCGGGCCGCGGAGGGAUACGCGUCGUCGCUCGUUCGUUGACUCUCGCAGGGGAAGCCAUGAUGGGUGCUUGAGCGUGCAGCAGCAGCAGCAGCAGCGGUGGUGGAGACAUGAGACGCGGCAGGCGGGCUCCUGCACCGACCACACCGGUCCAUCUUGCACCGGCUGCGUGAACAUCUGGAGAGCUGCUACGGGAAUCGAGCGAGUAACGGAAAUACGGCGCGGCGCACCGGACACCCAGCUUUCCCCUCUGGAUCACGACACCGAGCCGGGCUAGGGUGGAGGGGAGAGCCGGGAAGGACUUGUGUACCCAGAACGGCCGGAGAGACUAGCAGGAGACCCCCGGGGCUUUAUACUUGGAACCGCUGUGAGGAAGUAGGCCGCAUCCCCCCUACGGUACUUGUCGUGCCGUCCCUCCGGCCAUACUCUGGCCUCCCCCGGCAGCCCCCGGAGCAGCAGCAGGAGGAGGAGAAGGGGGCGGAGAGGGGACCUAAACGGCCGGGGAGAGGAGGCAGACCACGGAGCCGGGGCUGCUGCUGCCCCCCACCAGCAGCACCUCUCGGCCCCCCUCUCCUCCUUCUUCCCCACCCCCAGGCUCCCCGACAUGACUGCCAUCAUCAAGGAGUUCGUCAGCAGGAACAAAAGGCGAUACCAGGAGGAUGGAUUCGACUUGGACUUGACCUAUAUUUAUCCUAAUAUAAUUGCCAUGGGGUUUCCGGCAGAAAGACUUGAAGGUGUAUACAGAAACAAUAUAGAUGAUGUUGUAAGGUUUUUGGACUCCAAGCAUAAAAACCAUUACAAGAUCUACAAUCUAUGUGCUGAAAGACAUUAUGAUACCAACAAAUUUAGCUGCAGAGUUGCACAGUAUCCUUUUGAAGACCACAAUCCACCACAGUUAGAACUAAUCAAACCAUUUUGUGAAGAUCUUGACCAAUGGCUAAGUGAAAAUGACAAUGUAGCAGCAAUCCACUGUAAAGCUGGCAAAGGACGUACAGGAGUUAUGAUCUGUGCUUAUUUGCUACAUCGAGGCAAGUUUAUCAAGGCACAAGAAGCAUUAGAUUUUUACGGAGAAGUACGGACCCGGGACAAAAAGGGUGUGACAAUUCCCAGCCAAAGGCGCUAUGUCUAUUACUACAGCUACUUGUUAAAAAAAAAUUUGGAUUAUCGACCAGUGGCCCUGCUGUUUCACAAGAUGAUGUUUGAAACGAUUCCAAUGUUCAGUGGAGGCACUUGCAAUCCCCAGUUUGUCAUCUAUCAGCUGAAGGUUAAGAUCUUUACAUCCUCCACAGGACCCACAAGGCGCGAGGAGAAGUACAUGUAUUUUGAUUUCCCACAGCCUCUUCCUGUUUGUGGGGACAUAAAGGUUGAGUUUUUCCACAAACAGAACAAGAUGAUGAAAAAGGAAAAGAUGUUUCAUUUUUGGGUAAACACCUUCUUUGUACCCGGUCCGGAUGAACAUUCAGAAAAAGUAGAGAAUGGAUCAUUACUUGGCGAACAAGAACUUGAUGGUAUAUAUAGUACGGAACGUUCAGACAAUGACAAGGAAUAUCUUACCCUCACAUUAACGAAAAACGACCUAGAUAAAGCUAACAAAGACAAGGCCAACAGAUACUUCUCACCAAACUUCAAAGUGAAGCUAUUUUUCACAAAAACAGUAGAAGAAUCUUCAAAUUCAGAGGCUAGCAGCUCCACUUCUGUGACACCGGAUGUUAGUGACAAUGAACCUGAUCAUUACCGAUAUUCUGACACCACUGACUCUGACCCAGAGAAUGAACCUUUUGAUGAAGAUCAGAUUACACAGAUUACAAAAGUCUGAAUAUUUUCCUUAAUUUUUCCUUUUUUUUUUUUUUGUUUUUUUUUUGUUUUUUUAUCGAGGGAAUUAAAACCACAGAAAAGACAAACUUGAAUAAACUGAAAAGGACCUUUUUAAAUGGCAUUGUCAGCCUAACAUAGGAGCAAUUUAUUUUCUUUCCUUGACCAAUAUUGUUUUGCCCCACCGGGUUUUUGGCACUGCUGUCCAGUGAAAUAAAAAAGAAAAAGAAAAGAGGAAAAAAAAAACUGUAAAAUUGAAGAAAAGGUUACGUAGCAUUGUUAUGUAAAUAUCCUUUUCGUGUCAAAACGACAUUUAAAUCUUAAAAUUAGGAUAAAUAAAGAUGGCACUUUCCCAUUUUA